Messenger RNA from Notolabrus celidotus (New Zealand spotty), 6010 nucleotides. RefSeq names its product aryl hydrocarbon receptor 1b (gene ahr1b). The record is from RefSeq and is a predicted model, not a curated record. Gene Ontology annotation, biological process: regulation of transcription by RNA polymerase II. Lineage: Eukaryota; Metazoa; Chordata; Actinopteri; Labriformes; Labridae. Gene Ontology annotation, molecular function: transcription cis-regulatory region binding; protein dimerization activity; nuclear receptor activity. Bases 278 to 3034 code for a protein of 918 amino acids. The transcript has 12 exons. Gene Ontology annotation, cellular component: aryl hydrocarbon receptor complex; nucleus.
GCGCGCGCAUCCUGCUUGUUUUGCUCGUUCAGGAGCAGUGAGAGAGACCGAGGAGGAGAGAAGAGGUAAGGGGAGCAGAGAAGAGGAGGAAAGGAGGAGAAGACGGAGGGAGAUCUAACUUUUGGACGCUUCUGUCUUUGCAUUGGCUUCAUUCUGAGGAUUUAAUGAAUCACAUGCUGCUGAUCCCUGAGAGAAGGACUGCUGCUUCCACUGGAGUCCACUAUCCGGAGCUGAGUCUAGUUUAUGGAUCUCUUCCACAUUCACUGUGAAUAACAACAUGUAUGCGGGACGUAAGAGAAGAAAACCAGCACAGAAGGGGCUUAAACCAGCCCCAGCUGAAGGUGCCAAGUCUAACCCGUCCAAACGCCACCGGGACCGUCUGAACUCAGAGCUGGACCGGCUCGCCAGCCUUCUGCCCUUCCCUGAAGAUGUCAUCUCAAGCCUGGACAAGCUUUCCAUCCUGAGGCUCAGUGUCAGCUUCCUCCGCACCAAGAGCUUCUUCUCAGUGACUCUGAAGAACCAGCUGUCCAACGGCAUCAACAAGAGCAGCGAUCACAGUGAUGACAGCAGAACGCCAGGAUCCGUGGACGGUCGCGUACCUGAGGGGGAACUGCUGCUGCAGGCCCUGAACGGCUUCGUCCUGGUGGUGACAGCCGAGGGAAUCAUCUUCUUCUGCUCUCACACCAUCCAGGAUUACCUCGGCUUCCAUCAGACUGAUGUGAUGCACCAGAGUGUGUUUGAGCUGAUCCACACUGAAGACCAGCAGGAGUUCAGGAGUAACCUGCACUGGGCCCUCAACCCCCCUGCUGGCCCGGAACCACCUACAGAUCCCUCAACAGAUGGCGAGUCGAAGACGACCUCCACCUGCCUGGUGAGCUACAACCCCGACCAGCUUCCGCCUGAGAACUCGUCCUUCCUGGAGAGAGGCUUCGUCUGCCGCUUCCGCUGCCUGUUGGACAACUCCUCUGGUUUCCUGGCGCUGAAUAUCCAAGGUCGACUCAAGUUCCUCCACGGUCAGAACCGUCAGCAGAGCGACAAAGAGGGAAGUUCCCCACCUCAGCUUGCUCUGUUUGCCAUCGCCACACCCCUGCAGCCUCCGGCCAUCCUGGAGAUCAGGACCAGGAAUAUGAUCUUCAGGACCAAACACAAGCUGGAUUUCACUCCCAUGGCCUGUGAUGCAAAGGGUAAAAUCGUUCUGGGCUACACGGAGGCGGAACUGAGAGUUCGUGGUUCAGGCUACCAAUUCAUCCAUGCUGCUGACAUGCUGUACUGCGCAGAAAAUCAUGUCAGAAUGAUAAAGACGGGCGAGAGUGGACUCACCGUCUUCAGGCUGCUUACCAAGGACAACCGAUGGAAGUGGGUCCAGGCCAACGCCAGGCUGGUCUACAAGAACGGCAAGCCGGACUACAUCAUUGCCACCCAGAGGCCUUUAGUGGAUGAGGAGGGAGGGGAACACCUGAGGAAGAGAUCGAUGCACCUUCCUUUCACCUUCGCCACCGGGGAGGCGCUGCUCUACCAGACCAGUUAUCCACUGCACGGUUUCCCUGACUCUAGCCAGGGUAAAACUAAAGGCAGCAAGUCCAAGAAGGGCAAAUUGGACAAGAGCUCCUCUGAUGAGCUGGACCCCAAGUCCCUACUGGGAGCCCUGAUGAGCCAGGAUGAGUCUGUGUACGUAUGCCAGCCGCAGAUAGAACCUAAGAUGUCCUUCAGCAGCAGCUUCUUCACUGAGCAGCCAGCGGACGGUGAUGCUUUAGCCGGGCUAGUGAACGGUGAUAGCUGGGGCGUCGUGUCAAACAGAGACAUGGAGAGGAGUCAUAUCAAAUCCUCUAGUUUUGACCCACUGCUUGCCACUUUGGACUCUCUGUCUCUAGACGGAGAGGAACCCUGUUCAAACAGUGAGCUCUUCAGUGCUCUAGAGAAUCUGGGCCUGAAUGCUGAAGACCUGGAGCUCUUGCUGCUGGACGAGAGGAUGAUUCAGGUGGAGCUGGACCCCAACCACAUCCCAUCACUCAAUGACCUUCUCACCAACAACGAAAUUCUCUCCUACAUCCAAGACUCCCUGGAAAAUGGGACCAACGGAGAGGAACAAGGAGACAGAGACCCAGACUCAGCCCACAGCAUCACGCAGCAUUCACAGGCAGGCCUCACACCGGCCAUUUCUCCAACUUCAUCCAGCUGCAAGAGUCCCAUCACGCAGCUGUCACAGCAGAUGCAGCAGCACAUCAGUGCAGGGGAGCUGGUUAAAACUCAGCCAGGAACAGCUUUAACUGAUAUCCCCAAGGGCCACUGGGUGGCAAUGACAGAGAACCAACCUCACACAAACAACCACGCUCAUCAUCACCCACAUCCUGUGCUCAAAGCCUGUCAGCUUAACGGUGAACACAAACACCUGCUGCACUUGAGUCAACAGUGGCAGCUUCAGCAGGACCAGCACCCGGUCCAGCUCCAGUCUCAUGAGCAGAGUCUGCUGCUGCCCAGCCUCCAGAGUCAUCUCGGACUUAACGGAUCCUACAUCCCAAACGGACACACAGCCUUUCUGCCAAACGUUGAAGUCAGCUACACAGGUUAUAACAUCUCCAACACCCAUCAUACAGGCGGUGCUGUGCUGAAUGGUGUCAACACGCCAGGCUUCUGUCACUGCCAGGUGACCAACACGCAGCCCUACGAGCUGCAGGAUCACCAGAAACACCCCCACCAGCAGCAGAUGCUGGAGGACACUCAGGGUCCACCAUCUUGUAUGCCCCAGUGUCCCACUCAGAGCUCUGCACUGGAGUUAGAGCAGUUACUGGGUCUGUCUCAGCCACAGCACGGUCUGCCAUCAAUAGAAGCCUACAGCGUGUUCAACAGCACCGCACUGGAUUCCGCCCACAGCAAGUUGGAGAACGGUUGCCUCCUCAGUGCCACGAAUGCAGCGUACAUCCGGACGUGUCUGAUGCCCAAUGGGAACGAAGUCGUGCCUGGCAACAUCCCCGUCUCCUGCCCAGAAGGACUGCCCACCUUGCAGGACCCCCAGAAGUCUGGAUUUUUACUCUGAAAGGACGAGAGCUUCGUUUUAGAGAAGGAAGAAAGGAGCAGGUACAGAGGGAGGACAGAUCAUACAAUACGAAAAGGGGAAAUAAUCUUUUAUUACCAGAACUGACUAUCUGCCGGACGUCACACUCAUGCUUCAUCUUAGAACGGUCGACUGCAAGAAACAGCAUUAUUUAUGUCACACACUUAAAGCCGACAGACGGAGCCAAAACGCAUCACUUUCUGAUCUGUACAUACGUCCUUAAAGAGAAGAAGAGGAGGAGGAGAAGACACUGUGACAUUAAGAUAAGCUGGCUACUUCACACCAAAGCUCUCUUUAUAUCUGCAUCGUCUCAAGUAACAGCUCCCGCCCGGUUCAUCUACGUGUUUCUGUUGUGAUGGUCGUAGCUCUGUUGGUAUGACAGAAAGAUAGUUUCAGUUUUGGACUGCUCAGAUUCGGUUCAUCCUGCUCAUGUCUGCGAUGAUUCAACACAUGAGUAUACUGUGAGUGUAACCGUCUGAUACGCAGCUCUUCAGACGUGGAGCUGUAUGUUGUGGAGAGGUGACGGAAACAGAUUUUCAGAAAACACUUCUUGACACCAGUUUGUAUCGACGUACAGUCUGAUGGGAGAAGUUUGAGUAACUAUCUUUAAACAGAAGCUUUGAAGGAUAGUCUGUGUUUAUACUGAAAGAAAGGGUUUGGAGUUAAGUGGUUCAAACAGGUGAAGCUAUAUUCUAAAACACAAACCUCCACUUCCUGUUGGAAGUAACGUGAACUAACCGCUCAACAUGGCUGCAUUUCCUCUGAAGACAUUUCUACAAACAGCCUCGAGAUUCAGACUGAACAAACCAACAAAUUAUUUAAACCUCCGUGUUUGUUUGUCACUUAGAUGUAGGAGACCUGUAGGGUUGGUAGACGUGUGUCCUGGUGCUUUCCGUGUCAACAAAGAGCAUUUCAUUCUUAAUAUUGUUCAGAUGAGAUUCAAACCGUGAAGGAAGAGCAGAGGUUUUUAUUUAUUGGUCACCUUGUUGAUCCUAAUGCUGCAUUUUAGCCUGUUUGAGGUUUACAUGAUGCUGUGCACUUACAUGUUUAUACAGACAGAAUCAGAGAGGAUCUGAUUCGUUACGUCGACGACACUGAAAUCAAACAUAACAAAGCAUUUUAGUUUCCUGACCGGAGACGGUGUGAAAUGUCCCGUUAAUGCCUUGUCUCGUCAGCCUCGGGCAGGUCGAGACUCUCCCUCACUUUCUCAUGCAGUCGUGUCGUUUGGGACACACUGAGUGCACUUACAUGCACACAGUCAUCCAUUAAGGACCUAAUUAUGAAUAAUAGAUAACGACUGGAGGCCGAAAGGAAGUGCGUAGAAGUAUUUCUCAAGUUUUGUUUCCUGUGAUCACUGAUUCCAUGAUCGAGAGAAUAUGAAAUGUACGGGAAACAAGAUUCAAUCGUUUUUACUGUGGUGUGGGGACUGACACCAAACCAUGUUAGUCCAGUCAGACCCCACAGAUUCAAGCUCUCCUGUAUACAUGUCCUGAUAGUGUUUGUCCUUCCUCUGCAGUGGAUACUUACCUGACGAGACUGUGAAAUGCUCGAAUGCAGAGCAGAGGCGUUUCUUUUAAAGCAGCGACGUGUAGGAGUCAGAACAAAACACAAACACAGUUUUAUUGUCAAACUUUAAUCCGUCUGUCGUUCAGACAUCUGGAUCUUCGUCGUUUUGUUCUGGAUGAACUUCCCCUUAGCUUGUAAAAGCUAAACAACAACAAUACAUAAGCUGGACUCCUGAAAACAGACUGCGUUCAUGUCAGAUCAACUGUAAUAAACAGGACACUGUAAUCCAUGCUGCAGAAAAUGAUACAAGCUUUAAAGUCUACAACAGAAAAACAUCCUUCAGGUGUUUGGUCCUCUGCUAAUCAUCUCGUCUUUAAUACUUUGAGUACAUCUUGCGUUUAUUCCUUAAGUUACUUCAAGAUCUGAGAACUUCUUCCAGCUCAAGCACGCUGUCCCUCCACCUGUGACAACUUCCUGUUUAACUCUAGUUUGACAUGAACGCAGCAUUCCUCAUAUUUCAGACACAGCAGACUAAAAGGAGGCUGAGAGACAGACCGGACAGCAUUUAGCAUUUAGCAUCAACUAACAAACCAAACGAGAAACAUGUGAACACACGUGUCUGCAGUCGCUCCAUCGUUGAAUGUCUUGUAAGGCGUUUGAAACAUGAAGCUUUUAUCUCACGACAAAAAGGUGCUUAAAGGUGAUUCCUCAACCCCGGUAGAAUAAAAUGCAUUUACAGAUUUGCCUCUUUUUUGUUUUCCUCAUUUUGUGAGCUGACUUUUUACAUAAAACAGAUGAUCAUCGGAUCAAACCUCAUGUGGAAGAAAAAACAAGACAAUCAUUUUUCAAGGCGCUUUAAAAACAAAAAGGUUGUGUGUGUAUAGUCGUGUUUUUUUUAACCGUGUUGUUGCAAGCACUACUUUACAAUCACUGCUCUUACAAACUCUUUCUCCAGCACUGAAAGUAGUCUUGUAGAAAAAAGCAUUUUAUGACUGUGUGUUGUCUGAAUAUUGUUCCCAAGAGUUGUGUUUUAUCUUUACGUCAUGUUUGAAGACACUUUAGCUCAAAACAAAACGGUGCCAUAACGGUGAUACAGGCUGCUCCAUUGUUCUGUAUGUGAAGAAACACUUUUGCAUUAAAGUAUUUUUCUGAUAUUUUAGUUUCUUAAAAUCCACUUUGUCCACAAGAAAACAUUUAAAGUGACUGUUUUAUACCUUCAUUUCAUUAUCAGACCUUUUGUUAAAGUUGCUGUUAAACAUUUGAACCAAACUGUCCGUCAGCUGUUUUGUUGUGAUUCUUUUUUUUUUAGGACACAGAUUUUAUUUUGCUACUUUUAUCACUGAAGGUUCUGGCUGUAUGUAAAGAAACAUUUUUUAAAAUGCAGUUUGUCUUUUAGCCGGUGUUUCAAUGUGCUCUUGGAUCCUGGAAAUAAAGGAACUCCGUGCAAUCACA